This is a messenger RNA of Camelina sativa (false flax), 1528 nucleotides long. NCBI's taxonomy places the organism in Eukaryota, Viridiplantae, Streptophyta, Magnoliopsida, Brassicales, Brassicaceae. The record is from RefSeq and is a predicted model, not a curated record.
AUGUCAUCUUCCUUUUUUCAUCCAUGGCUCUGAAUAAUUUUGUUGUGCUUUUCUUCAGUUUGACUUUACAACUCCUCUUCCUUCUACUUGGUGUUUCAUCGGAAUCACCAUGGAUCACCGCCGGAGAUGUGACUCAAGUCCCGAAGAAGUACCUCGAAUUAGCCAAGAGUCCGGAGGUCUUCGAUCGGAUGGUGAGUAUCAGAAGGAAAAUUCACGAGAAUCCUGAGCUUGGUUACGAGGAAUUCGAAACCAGUAAACUCAUUAGGUCGGAGCUAGACCUUAUCGGAGUUAAGUAUAGGUAUCCCGUAGCUAUCACCGGUGUUAUCGGUUAUAUCGGCUCUGGAGAACCACCGUUCGUUGCUCUGAGAGCUGAUAUGGAUGCUUUGCCUAUUCAGGAAGCUGUUGAGUGGGAGCAUAAGAGCAAAAAUCCUGGUAAAAUGCACGCUUGUGGACACGAUGGUCAUGUUGCUAUGCUUCUUGGUGCUGCUAAGAUUCUUCAAGAACAUCGCCACGAUUUACAGGGAACUGUGGUGCUUAUCUUUCAGCCAGCUGAGGAAGGUUUACGCGGAGCAAAGAAGAUGAUAGAAGAAGGAGCGUUGAAGAACGUCGAAGCUAUUUUUGGGUUACAUCUUACCAACCGAGUUCCCUUUGGCAAAGCGGCUUCACGUGCAGGUCCCAUGCUUGCUGGAGCUGGAUUCUUUGAAGCUGUAAUCACUGGGAAAGGAGGUCAUGCUGCCAUCCCUCAGCAUACCGUAGAUCCUGUUGUUGCAGCUUCGAGCAUUGUCCUCAGUCUUCAACACAUUGUUUCACGUGAAACUGACCCUUUGGAUUCAAAGGUGGUCACAGUUUCUAAGGUUAAUGGUGGCAAUGCGUUCAAUGUCAUCCCUGACUCAAUCACCAUAGGAGGAACUCUUCGAGCCUUUACCGGGUUUAGUCAGCUUCAGCAGAGAAUCAAAGAGGUGAUUACAAAGCAAGCAACCGUCCAUCGAUGCAAUGCAUCUGUGAAUCUAACACCAAAUGGCAAAGAACCGUUACCACCAACAGUGAACGACAUGGACUUAUACAAGCAAUUCAAGAAGGUGGUCGGAGACUUGUUGGGUCAAGAAGCUGUUGAGGAAGCACAACCGUUGAUGGGAUCAGAGGACUUCUCAAAGUUUGCAGAAGUAAUCCCUGGCCAUUUCUCCUUCCUGGGAAUGCAAGAUGAGUCCAAAGGGUAUGCGUCAUCUCAUUCACCACUCUAUAGAAUUAACGAGGAUGUGUUUCCGUACGGCGCUGCAAUCCAUGCAUCGAUGGCUAUGCAGUACCUCAAAGAGAAAGCUUCUAAAGGUUCUGCCUCAGGCUUCCAUGACGAACUCUGAAUUUGUCUAGCUAGUUCUAGACUUAUUUACUCAUCAGUUAUAGGCUCGUUCAUGUUUCUUAGUAAUAGUAAAAGUCACACUCCACGGAAAUGAAUGUUAUUUGCAAAUUUAUUGUCAAACAAUGUCGCAUAAUUUGAAAUCCAAAAAAGAUAACAUCAAUUACUGUGCUA